AUGGUGGCACAGGGCGGAGGUGUGGAGGACUCCUUCAGUGUCCUGGUCAUGGCGGAGUACACCAAGAACCAGCCUUGUUGGUGCAAGGUCUUCACCCCCAGGUUGGGGUCGAGCACUGACAAGCACAACGUGGCCACGCAGCUGCUGAUCAGAGGGGUCACAGGAUGGUGUAUGGGAUUCAUCUUCUACAAAGGUGGAAAGCUGGCAGCAACAGCGGUGGGAGGUGUCUUUUUCCUACUUCAGACUGCAAAUCACACAGGAUACAUCAAAGUGGACUGGAAACUGGUAGAAUGGGACAUGAACAACGUCAAGCAGCAAUUGACAUUUCACAGCAGUGGUAAUAAAAUGUCUCCAGAAGUGAAAAUCAGAGUAGAUGAAGUGAUCAUAUUUCUGAAGAAGAAUAUUAUCGUGACUGGAGGGUAUGCUGCAGGAUUCCAGCUCAGAAUGGCAUCCUAGAAACUGCAUUUGACUCUCCAUGCCCAGCCUUCCCUGCCCUAAUUGUUGUUUUCUCUCAC
Molecule: messenger RNA, 515 nt
Organism: Neopsephotus bourkii (Bourke's parrot)
Lineage: Eukaryota; Metazoa; Chordata; Aves; Psittaciformes; Psittacidae
Product: FUN14 domain-containing protein 2-like
Exons: 1
Coding region: 1-456 (151 amino acids)
Biological process (GO): autophagy of mitochondrion
Cellular component (GO): mitochondrial outer membrane
Source: RefSeq, a predicted model, not a curated record